CCAGCCUUCUCCCCCGCCCCCGCCAGUCCCGCGGUCCCACAGCGCCAGGUCGCCCCUAGCCCCCUCCCUCCUCCCAACCUCUCUCGGUCCCACCCUCCCUAGCUUUGUGCCCGGGGCGCCGAGCCGCUUCCCCCAUCAGCCGCGCUGCGGGAGGAGGGAGCCGCCACCUAGAAGCUGCCGCUCGCAGCCCCGGGCAGGGGCACAGUUGCAACCAAGGCAAUGUCUUACUACCUCAACUCAGAAAACCACCUGGACCCAGGACCUAUCUAUGUACGAGAAAACGGUCAGCUACACAUGGUCAAUCUGGCCUUGGAUGGUGUCAAGAGUAGCCUGCAGAAGCCAAGGCCUUUCAGACUGUUUCCCAAAGGCUUCUCUGUGGAGCUUUGCAUGAACAGGGAAGAUGAUACUGCACAGAAAGAGAAGACUGAUCAUUUCAUCUUUACAUAUACCCGGGAGGGGAAUCUUCGGUACUCUGCCAAAUCUCUCUUCAGCCUCGUCCUGGGCUUUAUCUCCGACAAUGUUGAUCAUAUUGAUUCCCUUAUUGGCUUUCCUGAGCAGAUUGCUGAAAAGCUGUUCUCUGCUGCAGAAGCCAGACAGAAAUUCACAGAGCCAGGUGCAGGGCUGAGGGCUUUACAGAAAUUCACUGAGGCCUAUGGAAGUCUGGUGCUUUGCUCCCUGUGUUUGCGAAACAGAUACCUGGUGAUUUCAGAAAAACUUGAGGAGAUUAAGUCUUUCCGGGAGCUGACCUGCCUGGAUCUUUCCUGUUGCAAGCUUGGAGAUGAGCAUGAACUUCUAGAACAUCUCACCAAUGAGGCCCUGUCUAGUGUAACUCAACUCCACCUGAAGGAUAAUUGUUUAUCUGAUGCCGGGGUGCGGAAAAUGACAGCACCAGUUCGAGUGAUGAAAAGAGGCCUUGAAAAUCUAACAUUAUUAGACUUAUCUUGUAAUCCUGAGAUCACAGAUGCGGGCAUUGGAUACCUCUUCUCUUUUAGAAAACUAAACUGUUUAGAUAUUUCUGGGACAGGGCUCAAGGACAUCAAAGCCAUCAAACACAAGCUCCAGACUCACAUAGGCCUUGUCCACUCCAAAGUGCCUUUGAAGGAAUUUGAUCACAGUAACUGCAAGACAGAGGGCUGGGCUGACCAGAUUGUUCUGCAAUGGGAGCGUGUGACUUCAGAAGCUGUGAAGCCACGAGAAACCGGGGAGCCUCGAACAGCAGCUCAACACUUCUAUGGCAAGCGGGCUCGAACAGAAGCCCCUGUGAAGUGUGCCCUGGCAGAUACCCACAUGAACUCUUCUGAGAAACUCCAGUUCUAUAAAGAGAAAGCCCCAGACUGCCAUGGGCCACUAUUGAAGCGCGAAGCUGUCUCAAGCCAGGAGUCAAAGAAGAGCAAGAAGAGAGCUUUUGAAGAGCCAGAGAAGGAACAGAGCAACUCUUCACAGUCUUCAAAGCAGAAAUACGUGUGUCUUGCUGUGGAAGACUGGGACUUGUUAAAUUCCUACUGAUUGGUAGAUAGGAGUUGACCUCUUUCCCCCUACUCUUAUGUAUGAGGAAAGGGGGCUGAUGGUGUUUUCCUUUUUGUUUGACUUUACCUAUGGCAUUAGCAUAGCAAGUGGAUAUUUCUACUUUUGUGGUGGGGGAGGGGAAUGCUAUGGAAGUAUGUAAUAAUUUCUAAUGUAUAUUUUCAAUACAUAGUAAUUUUUUCAAAUAAACGUUUUUGCUGUCCUUAA
Messenger RNA from Neofelis nebulosa (Clouded leopard), 1731 nucleotides. RefSeq names its product leucine rich repeat containing 42 (gene LRRC42). NCBI's taxonomy places the organism in Eukaryota, Metazoa, Chordata, Mammalia, Carnivora, Felidae. The transcript is spliced from 8 exons. The record is from RefSeq and is a predicted model, not a curated record. Gene Ontology annotation, molecular function: protein binding. Bases 220 to 1506 code for a protein of 428 amino acids.